Messenger RNA from Lobosporangium transversale, 1255 nucleotides. RefSeq lists its product as hypothetical. Bases 303 to 782 code for a protein of 159 amino acids. The transcript is spliced from 4 exons. NCBI's taxonomy places the organism in Eukaryota, Fungi, Mortierellomycota, Mortierellomycetes, Mortierellales, Mortierellaceae. Gene Ontology annotation, molecular function: FAD binding. The record is from RefSeq and is a predicted model, not a curated record.
AGCGAUUCCCAUUGCUCAUCCAGGCUUGAUUUGAGAGCUCUACAUUUGGGAUCAAAUGGAGAGUCAUAACCACAGGCAAAGAAGAUGUCUUUUGCAUACUUUAGUUUGGUAUACUUUGAUUGGUGUAGUCUAUGUAGUAUGGCGCCAGUGUCCCUCCUUUCUUGAUCUUUCCCGAGAGGAUAUAUGUACCCUUUAUUUAUUGUUAUCUUUACCUGUUUUUCUUUUCCUUCUUUUCUUUUCUUUUCUACAUUACCCUUCAAUAGGUGGCAUGUUUCACUAUCCCAGAGAACAAGAUCUGUUGGAUGUAUAUAAUCCAGCUGCCAGCAAACAACUUUGAUAACGAACGCUUUAGGAAUUCGGAAUGGGGACCUGAAGCGGCUGCUUCCUUGUGUGAGAAGAUCCGUCAUAUCAAAGCCCCCUUUGGCUUAACAAUGGGUGAUUUGAUCGAUAAAACUUCAAAGGACACGAUCUCCAAAGUCAUGUUGGAGGAAAAGCUUUUUGAAACUUGGUAUCAUGGACGCACUGUGCUUAUUGGAGAUGCUUGCCACAAGAUGCUUCCAAGCGCUGGUCAAGGCGCAAUCAAUGCUAUGCAAGACGCUACUGUCCUCGCCAACUGUAUCAACGACAUAAAGUCCCUCACUCGCUCCAAUAUCACAGCUGCCCUCAAGGAUUAUCAAGAUCAACGCUUUCAAUAUGCAAAGACUCAAUUCGAAACCAGCAAGCGUUUCGCUGUUAUCAUGGGUGGACAGACAUGGCCAGACGCUGUCGUAAAAUUGUGCUGAGUUACAUGCCAAAGUACUUGAACCAAAGACGUCAAGACAAAACUUGCGCUUACAGACCUCAAGCCAACUUUCUGAAACAGGUCCCUGUAAGGGGUACUAUCCCAGUCCUUCCACAGGUGCCUUCAAAACGAUAUUCUUUCAGCGCUAGUUCCAUGUGAACAAAAAACAAAGCUCACAGCUGGUUUAUUAUUAUUAUUAUUGUUAUUAUUAUAUAUUUUUUCAAACAAAUGAUCGAUAUAUAUAUAUAUUUCUUUUAUUAUGUACACAAUGAUUUCUUCGUCGUUAAUUGCGAUGGAUGGUUAAGUGUUCCAUUUAUACUACGGGGAAAGAAGAGGCACAGUUUGCAUGCUGGUGUGAGUAAAAUGCAAGAUAAAGGAUAAAGGAUAAAGGAAAAAAAAUAAAAAACUCAAACUGUGGUAGUAGCGUAGUUUUCUUUUCUUUUCUUUUUUUUUUUUUUUCUUUUUUUUUUUUUU